This is a messenger RNA of Leishmania mexicana MHOM/GT/2001/U1103, 3090 nucleotides long. RefSeq lists its product as hypothetical. The coding region runs from base 1 to 3090 and encodes 1029 amino acids. The transcript has a single exon. Gene Ontology annotation, molecular function: protein binding. The record is from RefSeq and is a predicted model, not a curated record. Lineage: Eukaryota; Euglenozoa; Kinetoplastea; Trypanosomatida; Trypanosomatidae.
AUGAGCGUGUCACGGCAGGCGUCAAAAGUUCCCGUCACCCCAAAAUGCACGAAGUUCUCAACAAUUCGGAAGCUGCCCGCUGCAGAGAAAAGUACCUCUCCAGUGGCGGCGGCUCCUACAAGCAGUGACGAGCCGAGACGCCAGGUGCUCAUCAGCUUCGACGUUGACGCCACCAUCGACACAGUGAACUCAUUGCACAAAGAGCAGCACCGCGUAAGCGAGGAGGACACCACGGACAAACGAAUCGGCCGCUACCAUUAUGCACAGCUUGUUGCACGCCUGAAUGAGCAACGCAGCCUGCACCAAUCUACAGCUGUGUUUGUGGAAACAAUGCUGAAGGAGGUCAACCACUCCGCCGAAGCCAGCGUUGCGAUCAAAGCGUCGGCAGCUACGUGGGGACUCAAGCUCCUGGCCAAGCACGCUGGCCACAGCGCCAUGAACACGGUUCUCGAAUCGCUUUUGCCGGCUCUGUAUUGCGAGUACGACCCGGAGAAGCUGUGCAAGGCACCCCCUGCCGUGCAGCUGCAGGUGCGCAGGCCGGACGUACUCAUGGAUAACCCGUACUUUACGCAUUCCAUGUUCGUGGAUGAAGUGCAGGCGGACAAGAGAUCUGCUACCAAGCUUCAAAAGUCGCUGGAGGCGGCGUUGCGUGCGAACGACCAGCGCAGAAACAUUGUGUGCCGCCUUAUUGAGCGCCAACGGCAGCAGCAACUUGAAGUCGCCUUCCGUUGCUGGCGCCACCAUGUACGCCAACAGCGCCUCCUGCGCAUGAUGGGCGACAAUACAGCGAAGCAGUGGGCAGAGGAGAUGUUGAGGCUGCGUGUGCAGACAGUCUUUUACCAGUGGAAGCUGCUUGUAGAACGAUCGCGAAGUGCGUACUUGACAGAAAGACUGCAUGAAGCCGCGUUUCAGCUGGAAAACGCAAAGAAUCAGUUUCAGCUGCAGUGUUACCGCGCCGAUCGCCUGGUGCAAACGGCAAAGGAGGCGACGGAAGAGAUGGAGCGAGUGUCGCGGAUCAACGAGGACCUUCAGCGGCAAGUGGAUGAGUUGAAGGAAGAUCAGGUGCGCAAGGAGAGAGAGUACAAAGAGAAGCUAGCGCGAAAUGUGACGCAGGUGCUGAAGCUGCUGGAGACCUACGACUCGCUGGCGCGCGUAUUGCUGCAUUCGAAGCAAGCGGACGAGUAUUUUAUGCCAGAGAAGCCGCUUUUAUCUGGACACCCUCAGAGUGGUGAUGGCGGUGAGGAACCAUCUGAAAAUGAAGGCCAGUCGCUUGAGGUGAACACUGUCACGGAGGCGAGCUGGGAGAGUCCACCCGGCUCAGCGCUGCAGUGGCUGCGGCAGUGGUGUGAUGGGGUGCUGAAGCAAGCUAGCGGUCGCACGGAACCAUUCAAGCCGAUUCGCUCCUUCGGCGCCGACUUUUCGAACGGCGAGCGCUACCUCUACAUUUUUCAGCACGUAUUCCCCGAUGUGGUCCCCACGGUGCUCAAGAUCCACGACAUGGACGUCGAAUCGCGGCUGCGCCGCAUUCGCGGCUACGUUGCUGACUGUGGCCUUCGCUACCGGCUGGUGCCAUCAGACCUCCUGAAUGAACGGGAAGAUCUACUUGUGUGCUCCCUGAGCGAGCUCUACCAUCAGCACAUGCUACGUAAGUGGGACCAGAUAGUAUCGCGGUCAGUGGUGGAACUGGACGCGCUUAGGGAGGGUGACAUGCAAGCGGCCCUGCUUGGGUGCACGGUCUCAUCGCCAACGGAGGAUCUCGCAGACGCCCCAACCGAACAGCUGGACGAGGCCGCAGUGAGGGCGCAGAUUAGCGACUACGCCGAGCGAGUGAAGGCCAUGAGCGAAGAGUUCAGCACGUCACUCGCAGUGGAGAACGAGGUAGUCAAGGCCAGUAGCGCUAUUGCGGUGCAGGAGGCGCGCCUCGGCGGCGAGCGUCUCCAGGGGACGCCUAUCCCGCUAGUGGAUGAAGCUGAACGGUGCGCUUUCUGGAAGUUGCCGGCCGGCGCGUUGGAUGACCUGCGCGGAGUUCAGAAGCUGAGCUCCGAGGAGAGGAUGUGGAACCUAAUCGUGACGCAAACGCUCCCGGAGGUGUUGCAGGCGCACGUCGACACAACGUCACGCCUCUUCUUUUUCUUUGCCGGAGAGAACGCCAAGUCGCUCUCGGAGGUGGCGUUUUGGCGCUUCGUCGAGUGCAGUGGCAUGUUGGUUGGCAGCAUGGAAGUUCCCAUGGACUGGAUAGCGAGGCAGUACGACCACGUCGUGACACCGCAGCUUGACGCAGCGCUGAGGGCAGUGGCGCGCAAUCAGAGCGAGAUGAGUGUUCAGAAGCUGCGCCAGGUCGCCUAUCAAGAAAUGGACAUCCGCAGCGCAACACCACAGCAGUUUGUCGAGCUACUCGUACGACUGGCCAUGGCGUCGGAGAAGGGUAAGCACGGUCUCGUCGAAGGCACGAGCCGCCUACUGCAGGGGCUGCAGCUACUCAACAAGGAAAUCUCUCCAGUGGCGCGCGAGUUGCACGAGCCGGAGGCGCAGCAUGUGUUGCGCUUUUUCAACGAGGAUCUGUUCCGCGUGUACCUCUUUUACGUGAAAAAGCAGGAGUCCUCGCGCAACACGCAAGACGCGUCGAUGGCCACCCAGUGCGGAGGCCGCUUUGCCUCGCAGAUGUCGAUCACAAUGCUCCUCACCAUGCUGGAAGACUGCCGAUUCCUCCUCGACAGGAGCGGGCGGAGAAACUCUUCGAUAGGCGCCUCGGUUGAUUCCACGCGAUCGCUCUUCUUCAUCAACGCCGCGCAAGUACGCAAGGUGGUCUCCGCGUUGGGGAGUCUUUGCAAGGGGGCCAUGAGCGGUGGGCUCUCGUUUAAUCUCUUUCUCGAUACGCUCGCGGUGUUGGCUCAUCACUGGUGCCCCGACCCGCUCGUGCCGGAGCCGCGGCGCCUCGCUGGCUUCCUUGCCCACACAGUACAGCAGCUGAGUGCGCGCCACAUCAACUCCACGUUACUCCUGGGUACCGUUCCGACAAUUAAGUUGGAGGGGCCCAGGAACGUCGACUUCUCGCAUGAGGCACGCCCAUCAAAUGGCACCGUCGCCUAG